Messenger RNA from Micromonas commoda, 728 nucleotides. RefSeq lists its product with no specific name. Gene Ontology annotation, molecular function: structural constituent of ribosome. Gene Ontology annotation, cellular component: cytosolic large ribosomal subunit; ribosome. NCBI's taxonomy places the organism in Eukaryota, Viridiplantae, Chlorophyta, Mamiellophyceae, Mamiellales, Mamiellaceae. Gene Ontology annotation, biological process: cytoplasmic translation. The record is from RefSeq and is a predicted model, not a curated record. Bases 31 to 600 code for a protein of 189 amino acids. The transcript is spliced from 2 exons.
CGCCCUACGGACGUCGGCUAGUUAGCAAAGAUGGUCAAGUACGCUCGUGAACCCGAGGACGCGACCAAGUCGUGCAAGGCUCGCGGCAGCGACCUUCGCGUCCACUUCAAGAACAUGCGCGAGACCGCCAUGGCCAUCAAGAAGAUGGGCCUCGAGCAGGCGAAGGCGUACCUCGAGGACGUGAUCGCCAUGCGCCGCUGCGUCGUCUUCCGCCGCUUCUGCGGCGGCGUCGGCCGCACCGCGCAGGCCAAGAACGAGGGCUCCACCAACGGCCAGGGCAGGUGGCCCAAGAAGUCCGCGGAGAUGCUGCUCGGCAUCCUCAAGAACGCCGAGUCUAACGCCGAGGUCAAGGGACUGGACGUCGAGGCUCUCUCCGUCACCCACAUCCAGGUGAACCGCGCCAUCCAGCAGCGCCGCCGCACCUACCGCGCGCACGGUCGCAUCAACCCCUACAUGUCCAGCCCAUGCCACGUCGAGCUCGUCCUCUCGGAGAAGGUUGAGAGCGUGAAGAGGGAGGAGGAUGUCGAGGGCCGCGGCCCCAAGGUGACCCGCAAGCAGGCCGCGCGUCUCCGCAUCAAGAACGGCUCCACCAACGCCUAAACCUUCGAGUACUUGAUGUCCGGCGUGACUACCACAUGGGGGGGAUCGCAGCUCGGGUGAGAAAGUUGGCAGCACUUAGUUAGGACUGUUUGAUUUGUCAACCGAGGGGCGAAAACAAUUUGAAAACU